GCGCUACUUUCUGUUCGCGUCGGCGGAGAGGCCGCGACGACCGCAUCAGAGCUGACGUGGGUGCGACGUGGGGCCGCCGUCGCCGGGUUGCCUGGGCGGCGGCCGUCGGGCUCUGCGUCCCCACCUCCUCCCGUCCGUAAUCAGUGACGAGCCCGCUACGUAAACCCUUCGCGGCGGGAUAAAUAAAGAAGAAAACAGGGAAGGAGCAAAACAUUAAUUACACAUGUAAUAAUAAUGAGCAAAUGUGGCAGGAAAAAGUAUAUGAGGACAAAUGUAAGGCAAAUGACCAUGGAAACAAUUGAAUCAGAACAGCAUCGAAGUGUAAUACACUCUGGGGCAGAGCACAGCUCUGCUCAUAUGCAGACUGGACAAAUUUCUGUUCCUACUCUAGCUCAGGUUUCUGUAGCUGGAGCAGGCACGGGAAGAGGCUCCCCAGCUGUGACUCUAGUACAGUUACCUUCAGGCCAGACUGUGCAGGUCCAGGGAGUAAUUCAGACACCACAAGUACAAACUGUGCAGGUAGCAACAAUUGCAGAGACAGAUGAUUCUGCAGAAUCAGAAGUAAUCGAUUCUCAUAAACGUAGAGAAAUUCUUUCACGAAGACCCUCAUAUAGAAAAAUACUGAAUGAACUUUCCUCUGAUGUGCCUGGUAUCCCCAAGAUUGAAGAAGAAAAAUCAGAGGAAGAAGGAACACCACCUAACAUUGCUACCAUGGCAGUACCAACUAGCAUAUAUCAGACUAGCACGGGGCAAUACAUUGCUAUAGCCCAAGGUGGAACAAUCCAGAUUUCUAACCCAGGAACUGAUGGUGUUCAGGGACUCCAGGCAUUAACAAUGACAAAUUCAGGAGCUCCUCCGCCAGGUGCUACAAUUGUACAGUAUGCAGCACAAUCAGCCGAUGGCACACAGCAGUUCUUUGUCCCAGGCAGCCAGGUUGUUGUUCAAGCUGCCACAGGUGACAUGCCAACUUACCAGAUCCGGGCUCCUACUACUGCUUUGCCACAAGGAGUGGUGAUGGCUGCCUCACCAGGAAGUCUGCACAGUCCCCAGCAGCUAGCAGAAGAAGCAACUCGCAAGCGGGAGCUGAGGCUGAUGAAAAACAGGGAAGCUGCCCGGGAGUGUCGCAGGAAGAAGAAAGAAUAUGUCAAAUGUCUUGAAAAUCGUGUGGCUGUGCUUGAAAAUCAAAACAAGACUCUCAUUGAGGAACUCAAGGCCCUCAAAGAUCUUUAUUGCCAUAAAGCAGAGUAACUGUGUUUGACUUGGACCUUGUUUACUGUGAACUCUAAUCGAGGCAGGCGAUGCAACAUCCUCCUAAUGGCCGUGUGGACUUGUAGAUGGGUCACUUAACCCUUGCUUAAGAAUCCAGUUUGGUUUAGGGUGUGAAUUGGGAAUACUGUUCCAUUGGUUGCAAUGCAGCUCUGCUCACAUUACCAAGCUUGCUUUAUUGUCAAUCGCAUGCAAUAUAUGUUUUGUUUGCCCUUCUGCUUCUACUUUUUCCAGGGAAGCUGCUAAAGAAUGUCGACGUCGAAAGAAAGAAUAUGUAAAGUGUCUGGAGAGUCGAGUUGCAGUGCUGGAAGUUCAGAACAAGAAGCUCAUAGAGGAACUUGAAACCUUGAAAGACAUUUGCUCUCCCAAAACAGAUUAGUAGAAAUAUUUAACUAUGAACUGAUUACAGCAUGUACAGUUGCUUUUGAAUGCAAUACAAUAUAUAGCCGGCAAGAAUUAUGGCUUUUUCCUUUGUAUCAUUCAUCUGACUUUCUAAUAUCUAACAUUCCUAAAAUACUUUAUUGUAUUUAAUUAGCUCUUACCUCUAAGGUCAAUUUUUCUUAGAAGAGACAAACUGUAAAAAAAUGUAUGUAACAAAUUCUUAAAAUGAAUUAUUUGUAAGACUUGUUUCAGUGCAGCAUAUUUGCAGUUCCCAGUCUCUCUGUCAUGAAUAGUGUUCUAUGCAAUAAAAAUUUUGCAGGUUUUAAGAACCAUUUUAGGAAAGGAUGAUCAAAGGCAGUGAGUGCAUCCAGCAGUACAAUAAAUCAAACCGCAGAAAUACCUCAGGACAGAAUGAGAGGAAAUGUAUCUUAAUGACACGGCUAUGUGAGAAGAAUGGCCUAGAAAUGAAUUUGUGCAUUUAUAGAUUUUUAUAAUCGUCACUUUGUAAAGAAAAUAUUGUAUUGCUGUCCUUGAAUGCCAUAGUUGAAGACAGUUUUCAAUAGAACCAUGUUGGUCGCUC
Molecule: messenger RNA, 2227 nt
Organism: Myodes glareolus (Bank vole)
Lineage: Eukaryota; Metazoa; Chordata; Mammalia; Rodentia; Cricetidae
Gene: Crem
Product: cAMP responsive element modulator
Biological process (GO): regulation of transcription by RNA polymerase II
Cellular component (GO): nucleus; ATF4-CREB1 transcription factor complex
Molecular function (GO): DNA-binding transcription factor activity, RNA polymerase II-specific; RNA polymerase II cis-regulatory region sequence-specific DNA binding; protein binding
Source: RefSeq, a predicted model, not a curated record